Messenger RNA from Camellia sinensis, 627 nucleotides. The record is from RefSeq and is a predicted model, not a curated record. Lineage: Eukaryota; Viridiplantae; Streptophyta; Magnoliopsida; Ericales; Theaceae.
UUUUACCAUUGAAACAUGUCUUAUAUUGAAUUUUCUUGCUUGGUAGCCUCUGCAUGCUAUGGCUAUCAAGAUCAAGGGGUGAUGAUAGCUGCAGCAAGUGAUGCCCUAUGGAACAAUGGAGCUGCAUGUGGAAAAAUGUACAGUGUUAGUUGCACAGGAGCAACAAACCAAGGUGUGCCACAACCUUGCAAGAGUGGUAGUGUGACUGUGAAAAUCGUAGACCGAUGCCCCUCACCAGGAUGCCAAGCCACCAUUGAUCUCUCUCAAGAAGCUUUUUCCGCCAUUGCUGACACUGCAGCCGGGAAAAUCAACAUCGAUUACAAUCAGGUUUGAAGAUAUGGAGGAAUACUUUGAAGCUAUUAAGAAUAAAUUAUCUCUAUAAUAAUCUUGAAAUAAAUGUCAUCUCAUGGAAAUUGAGCAUUUUCCUUUUGUGAUGCUAAGAGUAUCAAUGUAAUAUCACGCAUUAGAAAAUAAUGUUGAAAUAAGUGUCAUCUCAUGAAAAUUGAGCAUUUUCUUUUUGUGACACUAAGAGUAUCAAUGUAAUAUCACAUACUAGAAAAGAGUAACAAAAAAUAAUGUAAUAUCCAAAGCUAGAAAAAAUAUGUUAAUUAAUUUCAUCUUUGCACA